UCACUUACAACUUUACGCGUUAGAAGUAGAAGAAAGUGGGGCCGUUUAUUAUGUUACUCAUUAAUCUUUUCAUUAAAAUAAAACAAUGGAUUUCAAAAUGGCUUUCGAAACGCAUAGUUUGAAAGUUUCCAUCUUUGUUUGGUUUUAUUAUUGCUGUUUUGUGUGGUAUUGUAUUUUUAGUGGUGAAGACAGGUUGUGUCCCGCGUUAAAGACGAGUACAUAUCGUGGGAAUCCAAAAAUUACAGAAGAAAAAAACAGAACGUUAAGCCUCCAAAAGCCCUUUAUAAAAUGACUGUCCUUCUCUAUCUUUUUCAAUCAAACAGUGUCUUUCUAAAUCAUUUUGCUCUUUUCUUCCUCUACCCAAUUGAAGAUUCGAAUCAGCUCCAAUUUUCCAAUCAUGGCAACUCAGCAGCAGCAGCAGCGUGGGAAUGGGAGGCCUCUUCCAAAAUUUGGGGAAUGGGAUGUGAAUGAUCCAGCCUCGGCUGAAGGGUUUACUGUCAUAUUCAACAAAGCUAGAGAUGAAAAGAAGACUGGUGGGAAUUCCAAGAACGGAGCAAUGGCAUUACCUCCCAAAUAUGCUGACCUUAAACAAAGCCACGAAUCAAAGUACUCAAAAAAGAGCAAAUGGUGGUUUUGCUGCGGUUAAUGAGUCAGCUCCUCCUGCAAUAUCCCCCGACUGAGGAGACUUGGUGGGGAUAUUGAGUACAUAAAUAAUGCAAUGGAAUCAAGAUGGAAAACAGAAAAAGUUUUACAGCUUCUACCUACAUGAAUUAGAAGUUAAUUGCUUAUUUUUUUGAUAGGCUUUUCGUUGAAUGUAUACGAAGAGAGUAAUGUAAAUAGACGAAUAUUUUUUGUCAGGGAAAUCAAACAUUGUACUUUCUUGCUUUCUAUUUCAAUGAGGAUCAGCCAUGUGGAUGAUGAUGAUCAUGAGGGACAAUUUUCAAUUCAUAUUUUAUUCUCCUGUGCUA
Humulus lupulus (European hop) is the source of this 968-nucleotide messenger RNA. Its product is annotated as protein NOI4-like. The transcript is spliced from 3 exons. NCBI's taxonomy places the organism in Eukaryota, Viridiplantae, Streptophyta, Magnoliopsida, Rosales, Cannabaceae. Bases 398 to 646 code for a protein of 82 amino acids. The record is from RefSeq and is a predicted model, not a curated record.